Schizophyllum commune H4-8 is the source of this 670-nucleotide messenger RNA. RefSeq names its product V-type ATPase. Gene Ontology annotation, molecular function: proton-transporting ATPase activity, rotational mechanism. Gene Ontology annotation, cellular component: vacuolar proton-transporting V-type ATPase complex. The transcript has 5 exons. Gene Ontology annotation, biological process: proton transmembrane transport. The record is from RefSeq and is a predicted model, not a curated record. Lineage: Eukaryota; Fungi; Basidiomycota; Agaricomycetes; Agaricales; Schizophyllaceae. Bases 89 to 451 code for a protein of 120 amino acids.
GGGUCCGCUCGUAUACCACCGCAACGCCACAUAUUCCCCGCCUUAUCCUCUUCACCGUCAGCGUCUCCCGUUACGCUUCCCGUUUACAAUGGCCGCACAACAAUCCCAAGGUAUCCAGACUCUGCUCGAGGCCGAGAAGGAGGCGGCCAAGAUCGUGCAGCAAGCACGGCAAUACCGCACCCAGCGCCUGAAGGACGCGCGCUCGGAGGCCGCGAAGGAGAUUGAGGAGUACAAGAAGGCAAAGGAGGCCGAGUUCAAGUCGUUCGAGGCAUCGCACGCCGGUACAACGAGCAGCACGCAGGCCGCCGUAGACAAGGAGACGGAGCAGAAGCUGCAGGCGAUUACGGACACCUACAACCAGCACAAGGAUGCGGUCGUCAAGAAGCUCCUUGACCGUGUCGUCCUCGUCAAGCCUGAGCUGCACCGUAACAUCAAGAAGGUGGAGGCAUGAUGGGCGGGUUUUGUAACCGCUACAGCUUGUUCAGGAGGAUGUACUUAAGUAUACCACGGACAUCAUGAAUCGACGAAUGACUGGAUACUUUCUGACUUCGAGCCAGCAAUGGGCCUUACAAUUAUACAGCGUCUGCUGCUUGUAGUCCUCGGAGUCGCUGCGUCCUCCCAUGUCUUCCUUCCGAGUUUGCCGUCAAUAAGCAUUUGAUUGAGAAACGCA